Molecule: messenger RNA, 1037 nt
Organism: Schistocerca serialis cubense
Lineage: Eukaryota; Metazoa; Arthropoda; Insecta; Orthoptera; Acrididae
Product: cuticle protein 19.8-like
Exons: 3
Coding region: 10-1011 (333 amino acids)
Cellular component (GO): extracellular matrix
Source: RefSeq, a predicted model, not a curated record
CACAACAGCAUGGCCUGCAAGCUGAUCGUCCUCGCCGCCCUCGUGGCCGUGGCCCACGCCGGCUACCUCGGCGCCCCCGCCGUGGUCGCCCCCGCCGGCCCGGCCUACGCCGCGCGCGCCUACGCUGCCCCCUACGCCAGGGCGUACGCCGCCCCCGCCGCCGUGGCCGCUGAGUACGACCCCAACCCCCAGUAUAGCUACGCCUACAACGUCCAGGACGCCCUCACCGGUGACUCCAAGGCGCAGCACGAAACCCGCAGCGGAGACGUCGUCCAGGGCAGCUACAGCGUCGCCGAACCCGACGGCUCCAUCCGCACCGUCGACUACACGGCCGACCCCGUCAACGGCUUCAACGCCGUCGUGCACAGGGAGGGCGGUGCUCACCCCGCCCCCGUCGUGGCCGCCGCUCCCGCCUACGCUGCCGCCCCUGCGCUGGCCUACGGGAAGGAGUUCACCAGAGCAGAUCAGCGCAGCAGAUGUGUGAAAGCGUCUUCCGCCCCACAGUUCGUCGUCCUCGCCGCCCUCGUGGCCGUGGCCCGCGCCGGCUACCUGGGCGCCCCCGCCGUCUACGCCCCCGGCGCUCCACUGGCCGCCCGCGCCUACGCUGCUCCCGUGGCGUACGCCGCCCCCGCUCUCCGCGCCGCCCCUGUGGCUGUCGCCGCCCCCGCCGUGAGGGCCGCCCCUGUCGCCGUCGCCGCCGCCCCCGCCGCCGUCGCUGCCGAGUACGACCCCAACCCCCAGUACAGUUACGCGUACAACGUGCAGGACGCCCUCACUGGUGAUUCCAAGACCCAGCACGAGAGCCGCAGCGGUGACGUCGUCCAGGGCAGCUACAGCCUGGUCGAGCCCGACGGUUCCAUCCGCACCGUGGACUACACGGCUGACCCCGUCAACGGCUUCAACGCCGUCGUGCACAAGGAGGCUGGCGCCCACCCCGCCCCCGUCGUCGCCGCCGCCCCCGCCAUCGCUGCCGCCCCUGCUCUGGCUUACGGCAAGGCCUACCACGGCUAAACUCCAACUCUGCUCAUUUCUCCCAC